Cololabis saira (Pacific saury) is the source of this 2002-nucleotide messenger RNA. It is a transcript of the gene ing2, whose product is annotated as inhibitor of growth family, member 2. Gene Ontology annotation, biological process: positive regulation of DNA-templated transcription. The transcript is spliced from 2 exons. NCBI's taxonomy places the organism in Eukaryota, Metazoa, Chordata, Actinopteri, Beloniformes, Belonidae. The record is from RefSeq and is a predicted model, not a curated record. Gene Ontology annotation, cellular component: nucleus. The coding region runs from base 121 to 969 and encodes 282 amino acids.
GUGAAUGCUGUUUGGAACAGCCCUACAAGCUGCAAAGUCGCCAAACAUUGGAUUUUAACAGCACAUUUUCCCUCAUUUUCUCUCCGUUUUUAUCGUGCUCCUCUAUGUGGCAUCGAAACAAUGUUAGGCCACCAUUAUCAAAAUGUCGAUAAGUCGCAACAACUGGUCAACUAUGUGGAAGAUUAUCUGGAAUGUGUGGAGUCCCUGCCUUUGGACAUACAAAGAAAUGUUUCUCUGCUGCGAGAGAUUGAUGCAAAGUAUCAAGAAGUCCUGAAGGAGGUGGACGAAGUGUUUGAGAAAUACAAAGCCGAGCAGGACGCGGCUCAGAGGAAGCGGCUGCAGGUCCAGCUGCAGCGAGCCCUGAUCGUGAGCCAGGAGCUGGGCGACGAGAAGAUCCACGUGGUGACCCAGAUGACGGAGCUGGUGGAGAACCGGUCCCGGCAGAUGGAGUCCCACUCCCUGGUCCUGCAGGAGCCGGGGGAGCCGGAGCGGGUCAGCGUGGAGAGACGCUCCAGCAGCGUCCCGGAGGCCCCGGCCCCGGAGCGCUCCUCCACCCGCCGGCCCCGCCGCCAGCGCAUCAGCGAGAGCCGCGACCCGGCACACCCGGCCGCCAACGGCUCCCUCCUGGACGACUCCCUGGAGGAGCUGUCCCUGCCGCCGCCCCGGGAGAAGAAGUCCAAGUCCUCGAAGAAGAAGAAGCGCAAGGCCAAGCAGGAGCGGGACGCGUCGCCCGUGGACUUCGCCAUCGACCCCAACGAGCCCACCUACUGCCUGUGCGAGCAGGUGUCGUACGGGGAGAUGAUCGGCUGCGACAACGACCAGUGCCCCAUCGAGUGGUUCCACUUCUCCUGCGUGGGCCUCACCUACAAGCCCAAGGGCAAGUGGUACUGUCCCAAAUGUAGAGGGGACAACGAAAAGACCAUGGACAAAAGCCUGGACAAGAACAGAAAAGACCGCCGGUCCAGGUAGUGAUGAGUCUGGAGGGAGAGAAGACUGUCACACGCUGGGGAUAAAUGACUUUUUGGUCGUAUCGGAGCACAAUUAAACAUCAUUUAGCUACGGAAGAGUAUUAGGGCCAGGCAGGAGAAAAAUAAAAAUAAUAUUUUAGAGGAGGAAGAUUUUUUUUCAUUAUGCACUUUGAGAAAAAAGUCGAAAUGUUGGGAAAAAAGUCAAAAUUUCGUCAAUAGAGUUGAGAUGUAGAGAAAAAAGGCGAAAUUUCGACUUUAUUCUUGAAAUUGUAUUUCAACAUUAUUUUCGACAUUUCGACUUUUUUCUCAAAGUGCACAAUAAAAAAAAAAUCUUCCCUUCUCAAAUAUUUUUUCUCCUGCCUGGCCCUAAUACUCUUCCGUAUUUAGCAGUGUAGCACCCUAUUAUGUAAUAAUUUCCUGAAAAUGUAAUAAAACUUGCACUUAACUCAAUCAAAAAUGUAAUAAAACCCAAUAAUGUAAUAACUUCACCAAUAAUGUAAUAAAAUAUCCUGACUGAUAUUGUAAUAACAUUUUUACCAAUAAUGUAAUACCUUAUUAUAUUAUUGGGAAUUUAUUACAUUUUCAGGUGGGUCUAUUUUUUUCUUCCCAAAACUGAUAAUGUAAUACUUGACCAAUAAUGUAAUAUAUAUGUUAAUUUUCAGUCCAGAGUUCUACAUUUUGUGUUUUAAGUAUCUAAGAAUGUUAUAUACGCUGGAUUUGAAACACCAGAAUGACUAUUAGGUUAAAUCGCGGAGCACAAUUAAACAUAAUUUAGCAGUGUAGCACCCUAUAAUGUAAUAAUUUCCUCAAAAACGUAAUAAAACCAAAUAAUGUAAUAACUUCACCAAUAAUGUAAUAAAAUAUCCUGACGGAUAUUGUAAUAACAUUUUUACCAAUAAUGUAAUACCUUAUUACGUUAUUGGGAAUUUAUUACAUGGAACUCAAAGUCUGCAAUUUAACCCAAUAGUCAUUCAGGUGUUUCAAAUCCAGCGUAUAAAACAUUCUUAGAUUCUUAAAACACAAAAUGUAGAACU